AUGGUGAGCCGACGCGGUGGACUAGGACACGAUAACGGAGAACCCUCUAACGUAAACCACGACCUAGCCCAAAUCGUUCAAGCAUUCAUAGCUGCUUUGAACGGCAACCGUCAGAACCAAAACCAUGACGAUGGACCCAUGACCCGAACCCGAGCGAUGAACGAGUUCUGCAAACGCCGACCUCCAACCUUUCACGGAGACACCAACCCUGUCGUGGCUGAGUCGUGGCUGAAUGAGCUGAAGGGAGAAGCCCGCUAUUGGUGGGACCUGAUGGAGGCCACCCAUACCAUAGCCAAUUUGACCUUUCCCCAGUUCGAGGCCUUGUUGCUUGACAAGUAUUUUCCCACGCCUCUUCGCCUAGCCAAGGAACAAGAGUUCCUGAAUCUCAAGCAAGGAACAAUGACCGUUACACAGUACGCGGCCAAAUUUGAGGAAUUGUCCCGUUACGCCCUAACCUCCAUACCAACUGAGGACAAGAAGGCCAGAAGGUUCGAGUGGGCGCUGACUACUACUCGCAAGGCUGUGGUAGCUCAAGCUUUCACCACCUAUGCCGAGGUUACGAAGUGUGCUCUCCGGCUAGAGAGUGAGGAGAGUGACUUCAAAACUCGAUGGAGGAAGGUCACUAUAAGUGUGACUGCCCCCAACUUCAAAGAGGAAGGAAUGGAAGCUUUGGAAAUCAGAAAGCUCAACAACCCGGACAGGCCGAUUUUGUGA
Molecule: messenger RNA, 714 nt
Organism: Rhododendron vialii
Lineage: Eukaryota; Viridiplantae; Streptophyta; Magnoliopsida; Ericales; Ericaceae
Exons: 3
Coding region: 1-714 (237 amino acids)
Source: RefSeq, a predicted model, not a curated record